AUGGUUGCGUUACGUAUGGCUUUUUCCCCGUACCUGCUCAAAUAUUCCAGCAAACCAAUUUCAUCACAUGUUGCCAGUAAUAGACUUCCAAUUCAGUCACAGAAAGCUCCUUUAUCCAGCCGAUUACAAACAGAGAAUAUCGGUACAGGACAACGGGGUUUACAGUCUAGACCUGUAAAUACUAGUGCUUCUAGAGAAGUCAAUGUUCCAUAUGGGCGUCAAAAUUCUGUAUCUCCACACCAUGCUGAUAGUGUGGAUCAUAGUCAGUCCCCACAUUCGAAACAGCGCUAUGCAUCAGGAUCAAGAGAUCAUGUCAGUUCUAUUCAACGUGGCAGGCCACCUCGUCAGUGGCAAAAUGAAACAUUUUCACGAAGUGGCUAUGGACAUGAAUCUCAACAACAAGCAUAUAAUAGUGUGCAGGAUGAUGAUGGUGAAUUGUCUGUAUCAGCAAUGAGUUUGAACGCUCAACCACUACAACAACAACAACAACAACAAUAUUCCCAGCAAACUUAUUCUUCUAAACAAAAUACAAUGGAACGAUAUGCUGGUGGAGUGCAUGGAAGUAGUUCAUAUAGUGUGAAUAGUUCAAAUAGUGGUCCUAUUACAGAAUCUGUUGAAUCACAUCAGGAUAAAGGACAAAGUCGUAAUCCAUCAAUAGCAUCACAAAGUCAAGAUUUAAGUGGAGUACAACCUAACACUGUAAAUAAUCAACCUGUUAUCCUAAGAGAUCCUGCAGCAUUGGAACAAGAAAAACUUGAACGUGAAGAACAAGAAAGACGAAAAGCCUUACAAUUAUAUGUUUUUGUAAUGCGUUGCAUAGCCUAUCCAUUUUAUUCAAAACCACCAACUGAUUUAAUACGUCGUUAUCUAAAAAUAACUAAACAACAAUUGAAUACAUUUAAAGAACGCUUUCAAGCUUUCCUUAGUGGGGAAUUAGAUGUUGUAGGCGAUGAAGCUUUUACAAAUGCUGUACAAAGUUAUUAUGAGGUCUUUUUACGCAGUGAUCGUGUAGCAAGUAUGGUACGUGGUGGUGGUUGUUCAAUGCAUGAUUUUCGUGAAGUCUUUCGAUUGAACAGUGAACAUCGUGUACAGUGUUUACCACAAAUUGAAGGUUUAAAUAAAGCUAAUGUUGUUAGUGCAUGGAUGGUAAAAUUUGAUCAAAUAUGUCGUGGUGGUGUUGGUCCAUCAUCUGUUCUACAAAAAUUACAAGUUCCUCAACCAGAAUUAGUAAUGACUAAAGAACAAUUAUAUGAAUUAUUUCAAGCUACAUUAGGCGUGAAAAAAUAUGAACAUCAAAUAUUAUAUAAUGCAUUACAACUGGAUAACGCCGAUGAACAAGCUGCUCAAGUACGUCGUGAACUGGAUGGUCAAUUACAGGCAGUUGAGGAGUUAUCAAGGAACCGUCAAUUCCCUCGUUUAGUUGUCAAAGAUAUGGAGAGUUUAUAUGCUGAUGAAUUACGUAAAAUGGUUGGGGAAUUAAUGUUACGAUUAGAAUCUGUACCUGUGACAAGAGGUUCAAGUAGUUUUCAAAAAUUUAAAAAAGUUAGUCGUUCACAAACAUCCGGUACAAAUUCACCAAGUUUAAAUUAUAAAGAGCAUAAUGAUGAAAUCAGUGAAACAAAUUUUAAAAAUAAAAUUGGCAUUCAAUUGAAUUUUUCCUUAGAGAUUGUUGUUGGUCAGGUGAAAAAUCUUAAACAUUUACCAACUAAUAAAAUGGUAUAUUGUACAAUGGAGGUUGAAGGUGGUCCAAGAUUACAAACAGAUUUAGCUGAAGCUGGAAAACCAACAUGGGGUACACAAGGUGAUUUUUCAACAAAUCAACCUCUUCCUACAGUUAAAGUUAAACUGUAUGCUGAAAGUUCAGGCCUUUUGUCACUUGACAGUGGUAAAGAAUUAGGUCGUAUUAUUUUAAAUCCCACAUGUACAGGAAAUCGACAACCAGAAUGGUAUAAAUUACAAGUUGCUAAAAAUAUUCCCGAUGAUUUGAGCAUACAAUUGACGCUAAGAAUGGAUAAACCAAAUAACCUGAAACAUUGUGGUUAUCUAUAUGCAUUGGGUAGAACAGCAUUUAGAAAAUGGAGACGACGUUAUGUCUGUUUAAUACAAGUCUCACAGUACACCUUUAUUAUGGCUUCUUAUAAAGAGCGUAAAUCAGAUCCAACUGAAGUUAUGCAAUUAGAAGGAUUCACAGUAGACUAUUGUGAUGUACAAAGUGAUUUAGCAUCUACUGGUGGAAAAUACUUUUUUAAUUUGGUUAAAGAAGGCGAUAGUGUUGUAUUUGCAACAGAUGAUGAAAAUGAACGUCAACUAUGGAUACAGGCAAUUUAUCGUGCUACUGGUCAAACACAUAAACCUGUCCCACCAUCUAAAGAUGCCACGGGGAGUAAUAACACUGCUCUUCAAAAUGUUAAUCUAUUUUCUGGGAAUAAAUCAUCAUCAGCGGCAGCUAUUUCUGCCUCACUUUCUCGUGGUACUGCUUCAGCUAUGGGUAACAGAACACAAGGAGAUGUAGAUCGUGCUCGUAAACACGGGCUAGAUGAAUUUGUCAGUAUUGAACCAUGGAAGAUUAAUCAUGCUGAUUUAUUUGCUUUAUUACAAUCGAAAUCAUUAGACUAUCGAAUGAAAGAUUCAUAUGUAUCACUUGGCUGGUUUAGUCCAAGUCAAAUGUUUAUUUUAGAUGAAUAUUGUGCACGUUAUGGUGUACGUGGUUGUCAUCGUCAUUUAUGUUAUUUAAAUGAUUUACUUGAUCGUGCUGAACAAGGCAUCAUAAUUGAUCCUGCUAUCAUUCAUUAUUCAUAUGCAUUCUGUUGUUGUCAUGUAUUUGGAAAUACACAAGACACAAAUAUUCGUACUGUUCUAGUUGAUGAACGUCAAAUGUUCAUGGAGAUACGUCAACGUCUUUAUGCUCUACUAGAAAAACAGAUUACAGAGUUUCGAUAUUACUUUCCUUUUGGACGUCCAGAAGGUGCAUUGAAAUUAACUUUAGGUUUAUUAGAAAGAGUUUUAAUGAAGGAUACUGGUGCACCGGCAUCAGCUGAAGAAGUUCGUGAAGUGAUACGACGAUGUCUAGAACAAGCUGCAUUAGUAAAUUAUGCUCGUAUAUCCGAAUAUGCAGCAAUUGAAAGUGGUCGUGAUACAAAUGCUGAACCUUCCCAGACAACUAGUAAAACAUUAGCUGAUCUCAUUCACUUGGCCGAGUUAUGCAUUGAAGUACUACGACAGAAUGAAGAACAUCAUGCAGAGGCAUUUUCAUGGUUUCAAGAUUUAUUAACCGAGCAUGCAGAAUUAUUUUGGAGUUUUUUCUCAGCUGAUAUGGUUGGUGUAUUAGAAACAAUGCCACCAGAUUGUUGGGACAGUUUUCCGCUAUUUCAAUUAUUAAAUGAUUACUUAAGUUCAGAAGUUUCACUGAAAUCUGGAAAGUUUCAUCUUCAACUUACACAGAUCUUUGCACCAUUAGUUGUACGUUAUGUUGAUCUUAUGGAGGCUUCAAUUGCUCAAUCUAUAAGUGGUGGAGUUGAAGGACAAUCAAGUUAUCAAAAUGGAAGAAAUAGUCCUGAUUCUACAUCUGGUACAUCAAUGUCAACUGGUUUUGCAGCUUCCGCCUUAGAAACUGUCGGUGCGCUGGGUAAUGUAGGCUCUUUAGUCAGUGCAGCUGCUGCAGGAGCAGCUAAUGCUGCAAAUGUUGCUAGUCGUACAGGUGGUUUAAUGGCAGCGGCCACGGCAGCAGCCAGUGCAGCUACACAGGCGGCAACAAAUCCAGCUUCAAUUGGUACAACAGCAUGUAUACCAGUUACAUCAAGUGAAUUACUGUGGAAGCUGGAAGCCCUACAGAAUUUUAUUAGAGAACUUCAUUGGCCAGAUAUAGCUUUUGCUGAACAUAUGGAUAAUAGAUUAAAAAUGAUGGCUGCAGAUAUGAUUGAUGCAGCAGCUCAACGCAACCUGAAUUGUUUCGAUUCUUGGCUGAAAAGAUCAUCGAAAGGCACAGAUUUUAUUCUACCUAAUGAAUGUUGUAAUAUGAUUAAUACUGUGAUUGAAUUAAAAGCAAGUAUACUAAAGUUAUGCACUAAAGACACAAAAGGUGAAGAUAUGCAUGAAUAUCAAAAUCAAACCGAAACGAACUUAGAACGAGUUCAACGCAAAAUGGCUAUUCUAUUAAAUGAUAAAAUGGGCAAAAUACUUGAAGGCAAUCUAAUGAAAUUAGCUCGUUAUGAUGUGAAUACUCUACUUUCAUCAGUACUUUCAUUAACUAAACCUACAGAUGAAAUUGGUAAAGCUUAUGUUGAAUUCCUUCGAGUCAAUUUAGAACAAAUGCGUCAGAAAGUUUCUGAUGAAUUGUAUAUUCUUUCAGUUAUGGAAACAUGGUAUAUGACACAGACAAGAAUGAUCAAUGAUUGGUUGAUUGAACGUAAAGGGAAUGCAUUAAGUCCAUAUCAAUUCACUUGCCUUUCUACAAUUAUUAAAAAAAUGUAUUCAGAUUUUGAACUGCAAGGUAUCAGUCCUGAUGCAUUGGAUACAAUGGCGUAUAAAACAAUUAUGCAGCGACUUCAGAUGGAAGAAACUGCUCAAGCUGUUAGACCUGACUUAGGAAGUAGUCCAACACGAUCAAUACUCGGUACAAUAACAGGCAGUCUAAGUGGUAUUCCUAAACCUGGAUUCUUUAGUAAAAUGUAA
Molecule: messenger RNA, 4671 nt
Organism: Trichobilharzia regenti
Lineage: Eukaryota; Metazoa; Platyhelminthes; Trematoda; Strigeidida; Schistosomatidae
Source: the annotation of a GenBank genome assembly